AUGACUGACCGGAAGCCCACCAUCUGCGGGGUUGACUCGAGGGCCACACACCGCCCGCGGUUGCGUUCAGGUGCGGAGCGUGUCUACGCGGCGUAUGCGGGCGACUGCUGCGCGGCUACUGGCGGCCUGGGAAGGGCGGGGAGCAGCGUUUCUCUGAAGCGACUCCACCUGCAAGUCCAGCCUCACCGCACUCACGCCACCUCUAACCGCUCUUCACCACUCCGCGCCAUGGCCACUACGUCGGGCCCAGAGCCCCCGGGGAGCACAGGGAGCGCAGCAGCAGGUGCGGCAGAGGAGGAGGAGAUGAGUUUGUGUGUGCGGUGGGCGGGCAGGGAGCUGACGGUGCAGGCGAGCGGGGACGACACGGUGGGCGAGCUGAAGCGGCGCAUCUGCGAGGCGACGGGCGUGCUGCCCAUGCGGCAGAAGCUGCUCAACCUGAAGCUCGCUGGGCGCCCCGCCCCCGACUCCACCCUGCUCUCACAGCUCGCCCUCAAACCGUCCCUCAAGAUCAUGAUGAUGGGCACGGUGGAGAGUGAGGUGGUGGUGGGGCCAGCACCAGAGGAGGCGGGCGAGGUGGUGGGCGACCUAGAAAUGCCGGACGACGAGGCGGUGGCCAUCAAGGACCGCCCGGAGAACCUCGCCAAGCUCAGACGCCGCUCGCAGCACUUCAAGCUGAAGGUGCUGAACCCCCCGCGGGCGGGCAAGCGGCUGCUGGUGCUGGACAUCGACUACACGCUCUUCGACCACGUCUCCACUGCUGAGAGCGCCACCCAGCUCAUGCGCCCCUACCUGCACGAGUUCCUCGCAGCCAGCUACUCCGCGUAUGACAUCAUCAUUUGGUCCGCCACCAGCAUGAGGUGGGUGGAGGUGAAGAUGCGGGAGCUGGGCGUGUUGGGGCACAGCGACUACCGAGUGGUGGCGCUGGUGGACCACAUGGCCAUGAUCACCGUGCACUCGCCCCACCGCGGCGUCUUCGACUGCAAGCCCCUUCAAAUCCUCUGGGACAAGUUCCCCGAGCACUACAGCGCAGCCAACACAAUCAUGUUUGACGAUCUGCGCCGCAACUUCGUCAUGAAUCCGCGCAACGGGCUCACCAUCCGCCCUUUCCGCCGCGCCCACGCCAACCGCCACUCCGACCGCGAGCUCGCUCACCUCACCGAGUACCUGCUCGCCAUCGCUGACCUCGAUGACUGGAGCCACCUAGACCACGACCAAUGGGAGCGCUUUAUGCGGCGCCUGAAGAAGUAG
Messenger RNA from Closterium sp. Yama58-4, 1248 nucleotides. NCBI's taxonomy places the organism in Eukaryota, Viridiplantae, Streptophyta, Zygnematophyceae, Desmidiales, Closteriaceae. The record is from the annotation of a GenBank genome assembly.